CUUAGUUGGUUUGGUAGUUCUACUCCUCCUCACUUGCGAAUCGAAGCUUUACAUCGUUUUUGCCUAUAUACAUACACGAUCCGAAUCAAGAACACGCCCGCCGCCGAUCAGGUCGCCGUCGACAUGGGGAAUUGCUUUUGUUGCCCCGACGCCGCCGCCGCCGCCGACGAGAAGCCGGCGGGUGGGGGCAAAGGGACGACGGUGUCUGCCGGGACGGGAGGAGGAGGCGGCCGCGGUGGCGGAGGAGGAGGUGGUGGGAGGGAGGAGUACAGCCGGUGGCCGAGCAAGGGGAGCAGCGACGGCGGUGGGGAGGCGGGGCGGGUGCUCGACGCGCCGAGGCUGAGGGUGUUUACGCUGGCGGAGCUCCGGGCGGUGACGCGGGGGUUCAAGCCGGAGAUGGUGCUCGGCGAGGGCGGCUUCGGGCCGGUGUACAAGGGCUGGGUCGACGAGCGCACUCUCAACCCGGCCAAGAGCUCCGCCGGUGUCGUCGUCGCCGUCAAGAAGCUCAACCCGGAGAGCGUCCAGGGCCUGCACGAAUGGCAGUCGGAAGUCAACUUCUUGGGCAGAUUGGUGCAUCCAAAUCUUGUGAAGCUGCUGGGAUAUUGCAGAGAAGAGAGGGAGCUGCUGCUGGUGUACGAGUUCAUGCCGAGAGGAAGCUUGGAAAACCAUCUAUUCAGGAGAGCACUUGAUCCUCUGUCAUGGAGUCUAAGGCUCAAGAUCGCCAUUGGAGCAGCUCGCGGCCUCGCCUUCCUGCACUCGUCGGAGCGGCAGAUCAUUUACAGGGAUUUCAAGGCUUCCAACAUCCUCCUCGACGUGGAUUACACGCCGAAGUUGUCAGACUUCGGGCUCGCCAAGAACGGGCCGGUCGCCGGCAGGUCGCACGUGACGACGCGGGUGAUCGGCACGUACGGCUACGCCGCGCCGGAGUACGUCGCGACCGGCCAUCUGUACGUGAAGAGUGACGUAUACUGCUUCGGCGUGGUGCUCCUGGAGCUGCUCACGGGGCUGCGCGCGCACGACCUGAACCGGCCCAGCCACCAGCAGAACCUGGUGGAGUGGGCGCGGCCGUACAUCGCCGGUGGCAAGAAGCUGGCGGGGCUGAUGGACCAGCGGCUGGCCGGCGACUACCCGGCCAGGGCGGCGGCCCGGGCGGCCAAGCUCGCCGACAGGUGCCUCUGCGGCGACCCCAAGAGCCGGCCGUCCAUGGACGACGUCGUCGCGGCGCUCCAGGAGAUCGAGUCCAUGGGCGCCGCGCGGCCGCCGGCGUCGAGGCUGCCGCCGCGCGCCCCCGUCGCGCACCGGUCGCCGCACCGAAACCCUUCGAAGCCGCGGUGAACUUGAGAUUGUUCUGCAGACUAAUUAACAUGAACCGAAUUGUAUUGAUUCUUUUGGUUUCUACGGCGCGUGUCAUCGUUAACAAUCUCACUUUGCAAAGAGCAAUUUUCACAUUCUUAGAUGAGAUGAGGUAGCUCUGUUUUAUAUAUAAAAUUUAAUACCUUUUGGUAUUUGAAGUGAGAUAUCAAAUUUUACCUUAUGAUAUCUUUUUUAAGGACGAUAAGAUUGCUCCAUUGCAAAUGAUGAAACUCUGGGAUCCAUAAGUAGUGGUAGCGAUGAACCGAGUCCCUUUCCGGGUAGGGAUCGGUCAGGAGAGCGACAAGAUGAUCCAGACCUGUGCAUUCAGGAGAAGCACAUAUAUACGUGACUUGAUUUUUGGAAUAAAUGCAGUGUAGAUUUGAGGACAGAAAUACGCAGAUUAACCUCGGAAGUUCUGACAUGCUCAGGUACAGUUUCAUUUUUCUCCUUUGUACAUUCCCUCGCCUAUCUAUGUAUCUCUUUCGUUUCCUUUCUCAUUCUCUUAUUAAUAUUCUCUAUUACAGUAACGAUGUAAUCUUGUAUUCACUCAAAACUGUUAGUGAAA
Oryza brachyantha (malo sina) is the source of this 1918-nucleotide messenger RNA. RefSeq names its product probable serine/threonine-protein kinase PIX13. The record is from RefSeq and is a predicted model, not a curated record. Gene Ontology annotation, molecular function: ATP binding; protein kinase activity. The coding region runs from base 124 to 1335 and encodes 403 amino acids. The transcript is spliced from 6 exons. Lineage: Eukaryota; Viridiplantae; Streptophyta; Magnoliopsida; Poales; Poaceae. Gene Ontology annotation, biological process: protein phosphorylation.